Tuber melanosporum (Perigord truffle) is the source of this 924-nucleotide messenger RNA. RefSeq lists its product as uncharacterized. The coding region runs from base 91 to 522 and encodes 143 amino acids. Gene Ontology annotation, molecular function: L-methionine (R)-S-oxide reductase activity. Lineage: Eukaryota; Fungi; Ascomycota; Pezizomycetes; Pezizales; Tuberaceae. Gene Ontology annotation, cellular component: cytosol. The transcript is spliced from 8 exons. The record is from RefSeq and is a predicted model, not a curated record.
CUAACUCUACAAUAUCAUCCAUUACUCGAGUACGCUUCAGCACGCCAAUUCAAGAUGGUUCACGCUGACGCUGUGAACUUCGCAGGGGGCAUGAGGAAGACGGAAGCCUGGAAACAAGUCAUUGAAUCGACAGAAGCGCUUCUAGAGGGCCAAAGGAACUGGGCCGAAAGCAACCUUGCGAACACGGCAUCACUUCUCUGGCAUGCUUUGAAGUCAAUGCCCGAACCCUCCAAUCAUAUCAAUUGGGCAGGUUUCUACGUUCUCGAUCCAACAAUUUCGAAACAGUUGAUACUGGGACCCUUUAUGGGAAAGGUUGCGUGCCAGACAAUCGAAUUUGGUCGGGGAGUUUGCGGGGAGGCUGCAGAUAGCGGUGAAACGCUACUGGUUCAGGAUGUUCACAGCUUUCCAGGCCACGUUGCUUGUGACGGGGAAACCAAGAGUGAGAUUGUGGUACCCAUCAAGGUUGGGUGUCCAGGUUGUGGCGCGUUAGCGAAGGCACUCAGUCAUGCUUGUGAUUGGUAGACACUGAUACGAGAUCCCACCAAAAGUUGGACAUUCCCGAAAUGGAUAAGAGAGCAUUUCUGAAAGUUCUGGACAGAAAACUUUCUUUACUGUGUUGUUUUCUUUUUCUUUUUCUUGUUUUUUACUUCUUUCGUAAGGUCGGGUGUUAUUGGAGGGAGGAAAGGGGUGAAAAGAAAGGAAAGGGGAGGAGAGGAGCAUGCAGGUGUUUCUUUCUGGAAGGGAGCGGCAGGGUUUCUCAAAAGGGAAUGGUGUUUUGAAUAUUCCACGGGUCCAAGUAUCGGAAGGAGAAAUUGAAGCGGCGAUUUCACCCGUCAUGGCCAUAAGGCUACCCACUUCUGAAGAUUGGCUCCGCCAAAGCUUAGAACAUUUUGGCCCGUCGUUAAAUCACACUUUUUUCUAUAA